AUGAUACGAUGUGUAUACCUGACCAAGAGGACAAGCAUGCAUAGCAUUGCAAAAAUAAGUGACCUUGAAAGAGAAGACGCCGAUACAAAAAGAGCCUUCAAGCAAUGUACACGUGAUUACUUAGGUAUUCACAAUAUGAGUGAAAACCAGUCCAUGUUUGCAGCAAAUAUUACCGUUCGUGAGCAAAUGAGAGACAUUGUAAAUGCUGCAAAUAUUUGGACAACGAACAAAACACAUCUGUAUGACUUAAGAAGUAAGUUGAAUGGUGCUAUGCCAGAAAAUACACAGUUUUAUAGAACUUCCAAUGCAAGCUUCAUAUCUCAGCAGAUGUAUCUGAAUAAAUCUCCCAUCGAGAGAAGUAUUUACAGACGAUGUAGCAUUGUUGGUAAUGGUGGUAUAUUGAAGGGCAGUGGAUGUGGAGAUGAAAUCGAUAAGUCUGAUCUUAUUUUGAGGUUCAAUUAUAGUAUGCGUGCAUUCAGUAAAGCCUUGGAAGAAUAUAAAGGUCAUGUACUAUUUACUUCAACACCAAAGUUCACUGUUCCUGCCAUGAAUCACAUAAAAUUGAACACUUCACUGGACCUGUUGCUUCUCAAUAGAGACUAUCUUGGUUUAGUGAGAAGAUUUUGGAAGGUUGAGAAAAUAGUUUCAUCAGGAUUGCUAUUGUUAACCAUGGGAUUGCCACUUUGCGAGGAGAUUCAUCUGUUUGGAUUCUGGCCGUUUAGCACAGACAUAGAAGGAAAUGCUUUACCAUAUCAUUACACUGGUGAUUCGGGAUUUGAUGAAGUGUUUGUAUGUGCCCACCAUAUGGGAUGGGAAAUUCAAAACCUAUUGGAGCUUCAUAAUCAAGGCGUUGUCAAGUUGCACCUUGGGAAAUGCAGCACGCACUAA
Molecule: messenger RNA, 888 nt
Organism: Saccoglossus kowalevskii
Lineage: Eukaryota; Metazoa; Hemichordata; Enteropneusta; Harrimaniidae
Product: alpha-N-acetylneuraminide alpha-2,8-sialyltransferase-like
Biological process (GO): oligosaccharide metabolic process; N-glycan processing
Molecular function (GO): alpha-N-acetylneuraminate alpha-2,8-sialyltransferase activity
Source: RefSeq, a predicted model, not a curated record